Messenger RNA from Vitis riparia (riverbank grape), 1133 nucleotides. Its product is annotated as SUMO-conjugating enzyme SCE1-like. The coding region runs from base 155 to 643 and encodes 162 amino acids. Gene Ontology annotation, molecular function: SUMO conjugating enzyme activity. The record is from RefSeq and is a predicted model, not a curated record. Gene Ontology annotation, biological process: protein sumoylation. Lineage: Eukaryota; Viridiplantae; Streptophyta; Magnoliopsida; Vitales; Vitaceae. The transcript has 5 exons. Gene Ontology annotation, cellular component: nucleus.
UCCUCGCAGCUCCCCAAUUGAAAUUCAGUGCCGACUUGUCUCCAGCCAAACGCCUUUUGUUUUUUUAUAUAAGGUCCAUAUUUCUCAGCUGAGGAAGACGAAGUCUUUCAGCAUUUAGGAGGAAAAAGAGAAAACGGUUCUUGAGAGAGGAAACAUGUCUGCAGGCAUUGCGCGUGGCCGUCUCAUGGAGGAGCGAAAGGCGUGGCGGAAGAAUCAUCCUCAUGGUUUUGUGGCUAAGCCAGAGACGCUUCCAGAUGGGCAGGUGAAUCUGAUGGUGUGGCAGUGCACUAUCCCUGGUAAGCCUGGGACUGAUUGGGAGGGUGGUUACUUCCCUCUCACACUCCACUUUAGUGAAGACUACCCUAGCAAGCCCCCAAAAUGCAAGUUCCCUCAAGGUUUCUUCCAUCCUAAUGUCUACCCUUCUGGAACUGUUUGUCUAUCGAUCCUCAAUGAGGAUAGCGGAUGGAGACCAGCUAUUACUGUGAAGCAAAUUCUUGUGGGUAUCCAGGAUUUGCUGGACCAGCCUAACCCUGCGGAUCCUGCACAGACAGAAGGAUAUCAUCUCUUCAUCCAGGAUGCUGCUGAGUACAAGAGAAGGGUGCGGCAGCAGGCCAAGCAAUAUCCACCUCUCGUUGGAUACUAAUCCUUAUUUUAUUAGAGACCGUUGGUGCUUGGUGAUUCCUGAGUUGCCAUUAUGUGUAGAUUGCAAUAGUUUUAACUGUUUUUAUUCCCUCAAAAUUUGGUUCAUCUUCUGUUGAUAUCUGACAGUACACCGCCCCGCCAAUGAUGCUCAUUGGCAUUCCAUUUAAAUCAUAAACGUAAGUUUCUGCUAUGUUGGGAUACUUUUUUUUUGUGUGAUUUCUCUAAAAUGUUUCCUCCACUGUGGACUGAAAAUUGGCCAAACUGUGACAGAGACACCUUAGCGUGUUGUUGCCAAGUAUUGUCAUGUGAGCUUCACUGAAUGGUAAAAACUAGUUGCCUUUGCUAUGGGAGGAGCAUUGGAUUUUACCCAUUCCCUUUGUUGUUUCUAUUUCUAUCGGUUAUUCCAAUUCCUUGAUUGGAAUUUCACUUAUUGUAAAACCAUUAUGGCCGUACGUUUAAUGCUUGGAAUGCUUGUUCAUGUUUGCUAUCUG